UAGUUGGUUUACAAACUAAUAACUAACAAUGCAGUAACAAUCAAUUUGUUGACCUUUUUUUCAUUUUGCGAUAAAAUUUAUUUAUUAUGGAAGUGCAAAACCAAUUUUUACGCGUUAGAAGUUGCAAAUCUUCACUAUCAUGGUUCCUUCCUUGUUGAUUUUGGGUCAGGCGUCGUCGCCAAAUAAAUGUGUCUUUGUUGCGUCAUCAAAAGGCGACUAUGUUCAGCCGUAAAUAUCGGGAAUGGAGUCGGAGCGGCAUGGAAAAACACCCCAGAUAUUUUUUUAAAAAUUGUAAGAUUUAUACUGAUCGUACAGAGUUAUAUUUUACAAGUCAAUUUCUCAUGUUCCGCGUAUUGUUUUCAAGCCAUAAAGCAGAGAAAAAUUGCUACAACGCGCUAAAGAUUGAUCAAAUAUUAAAUCCUAUAUUUUGGUGUGGCAAAUUAGACAUUUAAGUCGCUCGUGACAUUCAGAUGCCUGUUGAGCGAGUAUAACUGAAUAUAAGAUGCAGGAUUACAGUGUGAUGAGGGAGGUCAUUUUGUACCUGCUUUGAAAACAUCGAGGUGAUUUCCGGGGCAUUCUGGAGAAACAAAGAUGGUGCAGUCUUUGGUGAAGCUGUGCGCCCGGGAGGUGGUGAGUGACCACAGCUCCUCGCCGUGUUGGUUGAGUUGUGUGCCGCGGGAGCUCUACCGAGCGUUACUGGACGCUGCCUUCACCCACUGCCGUCCUCUAGCUGUCGGUGAGCUCGUCCAGCGGUGGCCCGAGAGAACACUGACCGUUGGAGGCAGCAGAAAAGCGGACGAGUGUCCCCCGAACCGCCUCUGCGUCCAGGCUCUGCUGCUGGCUGUGGUCAGGGGACUGACGGACAAGAGGUGUUGCCUGCAGAUACUGGAUCUCAGUGGACUUCAGUGUGAAAAUGGGAGAGUUGAGGACUCGAUGGGCGGAUGGUCCCUCAGUGUUGCCCUUUGCUCAAUGGUGCUACAAGCUCGAGCUGCUGCCUCCAGGGCUCACAGGAGAGAUGGAGAGAGAGAGAGAAAAAGAGGACUGGAAGCAGAACGCAACCGGGGCUCUAUCAAACGAGACCGGGGCAAGGUAGUGUCUGGGAAUAGUGGUCAAGGGAGUCAGGGAGGACACGAAGCGCAAGAAGUAGAGAAGAUGGAGUGCAAAACUAAUGAACGGAUGUUACCAGAAGAUGAGUCAGUGAAGGGUGUCAGGAGGAGGAUGGAGAUCCAGAGAAGAAAGACUUUAUCCGAGGGGAAAUCAAACACCAGCAGUAAUAACAGUAGUUUAUGCGACCAAGACUGGGACGAGGUAGUUGUGGUCCAUGUCAGGACUGACCUUUUUGUUAAUUCUCGUUCCUGGGAGCGUGUCCGUGAUGCCCUUAGUCAGCCAGGUCCACUACGGCUCCACUGCCGCUACCUCCGCGUGGAGGAACUCUCGGCACCCUCCAUAGCUUGCUUGUUGGGUCUCUUGCCUCAGCAAAAUCUGCUAGGUGUGGACAUCCGCUACUCCAGCCUUGGGGCGUCAGGCCUGGCUAUGCUGCUUCCACUGUUAGCACCUUUUCCUCAGCUGCACUCUCUGAGACUGCAUUACUGUAACUUGGAUUUACAACGCACUCAGCCUGGCCAGCAGGGGGCACUUCAGGACAUGUCUAAAGGACUGAGUUCACUGAAGAAACUAAAGAGAUUAUGCCUGACUGCACUCCGACUGCCAGGACACCUGCGCCUGCUGCUCAGCUCUCUUUCCCAGCCUCUGGAGGUGCUGGAGCUGCCAUACCUGUGCCUGACCUCCACGGACCUGGCCUACCUCUCCUGCAGCCAGCACGCUCCAUUCCUGAGAGAACUUGACCUGAGCGAGAACUGGCUCGAUGAAUCGUCCCUGCCCUCUCUGCGCCGUCUCUUAGCUCAAGCCCAGAACUCUCUGUGCCAGCUUUCACUCUGUGGUUGUGGUCUCUCAGACACUCUCCUGGGUGCUCUUCUUCCCUCGCUGUCCUGCUGUCGGGCUUUACGUAGCUUAAGACUGGCCUUAAACCCGCUCUCUAGGACGGGACUGCUUUCCCUGGCCCGUACAGCGGCAGGAAUGCCUUCUCUUCGUCUGCUGCUCUAUCCCAAUCCACUAGAGGAAUAUGAGCCUGGUCUGCCGGCUCUCCCCUCCAGUGCUCAGCUGCUGGAUUGGCGUCUGUUAGAGGAGUCUGAGGACAGGGACUUGACUAGGAGGUUGCUGGAAGAGGUUCUGAACUUGAGAGGACGAUCCCGGGACCUUCUAGUGACCUCUGACCUUUUAAAUUAUAGUCCCGACUUAACUGUGGAUGAUUAG
This is a messenger RNA of Carassius auratus (goldfish), 2313 nucleotides long. Its product is annotated as leucine-rich repeat-containing protein 14-like. Gene Ontology annotation, cellular component: cytoplasm. The transcript is spliced from 4 exons. Lineage: Eukaryota; Metazoa; Chordata; Actinopteri; Cypriniformes; Cyprinidae. The coding region runs from base 592 to 2313 and encodes 573 amino acids. The record is from RefSeq and is a predicted model, not a curated record.